AUGGAGAAUCUUUAUGGCUACCAGUCGCACACUUCUACCUUCCCGUGCCAGAAGGAGCAGAGAAGGUAUAUCGAAGACCUGGGAAAUGUUAUCCUCAGAGCUAAAUCCCACAGCUGGCCGUUUCUACCCGCCAAAGAAGCAGCUGGAAAUUCGUCAAUAGCCAUUAACAGUGCUCGAACAUCGUGGAAUUCACCAUUCUUCAUAGACACAGCAUCCAGCCUUCCUUCCAGAGUGGAAGCUGCUCAUAAAGGAAGCUAUCCAUCAGAAAAGUCUAACGAGCUUCCAGGCUCGUUUGACCUCUAUCCAGAAAUACCAAAUCCGACCCAUGCCAGCACACUCCUUGCUGAAAAGACACAUACCCCAAUACCAUCGAGUUCCCAGGCUAGGUCUCCCUCUUAUGAGGCGCCAGGGUUUUUUGAGCUCGCUUCUCGACCACCCCGUUCAAGCUCGCUCGCUUACACGCAUCGACAUCUUCGUCAUCGUCCGGACUCUGAUGAUCUAAACCGCCAAUAUACUUUGAAAGAAGCGUUAGAACUGCCCCCUACGCAUAUAUAUGACACCGGUAAUGAUCACGGUCUGGAUUGCACAAUAGGCCGGGUCGUUCCACUCAGACUGGGCUUUUCAGAAGCAGAUGAGUCGCAUGGUACCGAAUCUGUCGAAGAUGGCACAAUCGAGCAUUACCAGCUGGCAAAUCGCUUCUAUCGCCAGGAGCCUUUCCAGAACACGAAUUCACAAGAGGCUUGUCGCCAAGGUGAGAAGGCUGGCGAACAUUCAGCAAGGAUUUUUUUCAAAAAGCUCAUCAGACCACUUGUCUGGUUAAAUUCUAUAGCUUCUAAAACCUCGGCCAGCCCCGAAGCGGAAAAGAAACCUAUCGACAUCAGUCCACCUUUUGAUCCUAGGAGAUUUGCAAGCAGCGUUGAGCCUCGUCACUUCAAUCAUUCGCAUCUACUAGGUCAGCCGCAAACACCGUUUGCCCCAAUGAGACGUCUGGAGGAAGAUUUGUGUCCAGUCGUACCGCCAAAGCCUAGAAGGCUCUCCGUCACUGAGUCUUUUGGUCCCUCACUAGCCGAGAACAUAGAAGAGGCGAUUUUGAACCACAAUCAGCGUAGUGUUACUACGUCACUUUGGUCAGAAACGGACUCAUUGCGCCCCUUUCUAUUAAGUCGAGGGUCCUCCUAUCCAAAUUGGAGGGUAACACAAAGCAAACGCUUCCGCGACCCCGAGAGUUAUGGGCUUCCCCGUCUCCGUGUAGAGAUUCCGUCUUCAGAAUAUCCUGCGUCCACUUACGCCUACCAUCCAUCGGGUCAAUCGCGAUCUCAUCUACCAGAACCAUCUAGUCUUUCAUCUGAAAAAUCCCCUGAAGUCGACUUAUCCCUCCGCGGCGGCUGUCUUCCUGCCUCCAGGAUCUACGAAUCUCCUCGACCGCGCAUCCGCCCCUCUCGCAAACCUGCUGACACCGCCCCUGUCCCUCCCGGCCUCUGGUAUCUCGCAAGCGGCCGUCCCGUGCUUAAGGACAAACCGGGCAAACCGUGCUACCAUGGGCAAUCCAAACGUAAGCAUCACUCCAAUCACCCUCAUGGUCAAGCAGGAGUCGAUAUCAGCCAUCAACCUAUUCCGAACGCCGAGCCAUCCCAGCCUCUGACGUUCGGAUACCUGAGAACUUGGAAGCAGAAUAGUCGACCUGCCCCUCGGCUGAACCCAAGGACUGGAGUGAUGGAGCCGGGUCAUAGAUCAUUCUGGCGGGAGUUCGCGUACAGUGCUAGUAGGGGAAACUGGGCGUCUGGAAGGCCACGACGCCGGCAGGGCUUCGGUAGAGACCGCUAUGGGCAUAGUCAUGGGCAAGGGAUGGGGAUGGAUGGUGGUUAA
Endocarpon pusillum Z07020 is the source of this 1866-nucleotide messenger RNA. RefSeq lists its product as uncharacterized. The record is from RefSeq and is a predicted model, not a curated record. Bases 1 to 1866 code for a protein of 621 amino acids. Lineage: Eukaryota; Fungi; Ascomycota; Eurotiomycetes; Verrucariales; Verrucariaceae. The transcript has a single exon.